This is a messenger RNA of Caenorhabditis angaria, 1591 nucleotides long. The record is from the annotation of a GenBank genome assembly. Lineage: Eukaryota; Metazoa; Nematoda; Chromadorea; Rhabditida; Rhabditidae.
AUGUAUCAAGAAUUUCCUAAUAAUUAUCUUGCUGUUUCAAAAAUCUGCAAUCUUCGAACUUCUCUUCUGAUUUCCGUUAACUCCCACGAUUUUUUAUCAGGUGUGUUUUAUGUUUGUUUUUUUGCCUAGCAACCAACCAAUUUUUAUAUAAAAUUUAACAUUUUCAGAGCUAAGUUCAAGGUUUCGAGCUAAAAUGACAAAUGUGCUGGCAAAAAUAAAAUUUUCCAAAUCCUCUUAUUAUCCCGGUGAAAAAGUGGAGGGAUUUGUGGAAUUUAAUUUCGAUAAGGAUGAAAAUUUGAAGGUGAGUUUUUGGCGGGAAAUCAAAUUGAAUUGCCACGUGGCACUUACAGUAUUCCUAGAAUUUCAGGUGAAUUCAAUUGAAGUAACUAUGAAUGGUGAAGCUCACGCACAUUGGCAAGAAGGGUAGGUCAAAAAAUAUUUUUUAAAAUAUUAAAAAUGUUUUUUUUAAAUAUUUUCAGGUUGCUAAAUCACUCUGCCAUCAUCAACUACACAAAACAUUUCAUCAAAGUUCUCGCGGAUUCGAAAAAUUCUGGAAAAAUUGUGGCGAAUUUUGAUUUUUGCUUCAAACUACCCGAUCGAGUUCCGCCAAGUUUUGAGGGGGAAUUUUGUGAUAUUCGAUAUUUUAUUCAUGUGAAAAUUGAGGGGGGAUAUGGAGAUCUUGCGACUUUGGAGAAGAGUUUUACUGGUGAGCAAAGGGCUUUAAAAAUUGGGCCUAAAUUAGGCCUGGAAGCCUGAAUCGUUUAAGCCUGGAACUAAGCUUAGUAAGGCUUAAUUUUGAGCUUGAUCUUCAGCAUGAGAUUUUAAUUAAACUUUAUUAAGAGCCCAAGCCUAAGCUUUAUUAACCUAAAUUUUGAAAACCUAAGCUUAAGGCCUAAAUUUUGAGCAUAAAAUUAAGCUUUAGCCUUUAGGCUUUAUUUUUGCAGUUCUUCCAAUCUCCAACCCCCAACCCAACAACCUCAAAAACCCAAUAAUCCACAUGAAAACCAGCCUAAAACAACCGGACUCUGGAAUUUUCGGAUGGUUUCAAAACGACAUUCUCGAAUUGAGCGGCUACAUCGUAAAGCGUGAAUAUUUGUCCGGCGAAUACGUAGCACUCAAACUUGUGCUCAAAAAUUAUUCCAGCCAAUUCCCGAUAGAAUCGCUGAAAAUCGACAUGAUUCAGAGAAUUCGAGCGAUCGCCAAGAAAAAUGUGGAAUUCUUUUAUUAUACAGGAGAAUCUGAUAAUAAUCAAAUUAUUGAGAAAAUCUCGGAAAACAUUCUGAAAUGCCACGUGGAAUCUGAAAUCAGUUUGAGUCCGCGCACUGAAACCAACUUGAGAAUCGAUAUGAAAGUUCCGAAUUCAGUAGCACCGACGAUAACUCAAGAGAUGUGCACAAUUAUUCAAGUUGAAUAUUUUUUGCGAGUUACUGUGGAUGUUUCCAAUGUUUUUGGGGAGGAAAUUGGCGCGAGAACAAUCCACGUGGAUGCACCAAUGGUGAUUGGUGGGAUUGAAAUUGAAAAAGAGGUGGAUGGUGAAGAGCCACCGAGUUAUGAGCAAAUUUUGAAUCAAAAUAUGGAGAAGUUGGAAUAA